AUGACCUCCCACCGCAUCGGCGCGCGCGUCGCGGGCCUCUCGCCAGAGCAGCUGUGCGCCAUCAUCGAGGCGCAGGCGGGCGCGAGCGACGCCGCGCUGCGCGUGGCGGAGGAGCACGCCGCUCGGCUCGUGGAGCAGCCCGAGUGGGUCCUCUCCGAGGUCCUUCUCUCGCCGGACCUCGCCCCGCACAUCCUCGCCCAGCUGCCGACCAAGGAUCACGCCGUCAAGGGGACGAGACGCUGA
Messenger RNA from Emiliania huxleyi CCMP1516, 243 nucleotides. RefSeq lists its product as hypothetical. NCBI's taxonomy places the organism in Eukaryota, Haptophyta, Isochrysidales, Noelaerhabdaceae. The record is from RefSeq and is a predicted model, not a curated record. The transcript is spliced from 2 exons. The coding region runs from base 1 to 243 and encodes 80 amino acids.